UUGUGAGAGCAUAGCUUCUCAUCUUAAGCCAUGGCUUUCUCAGUGCACAUUCUGCUAGCCAUGACCCUGGCUCCCCUGGUCCUGGGCUACCCCAAUCCCCCUACAUGCUACACCAAGGUGCUUCAGAUGGCACGGGAAAUCACCCAGCGAGCUGCCGAGAUCAAGAAUGCUCCGGAAACUAGUCGAUGUAUGUCGCACAUGCCUGACCUCUACAUAGACGUCCAUAACGGCUGCGUGAUGUCCAAGAUGAGGAGCUACAUUUCCAUGGUGGAGGGCUUGCGUGAGAGGCGCUGUGCUUACACCAGGGAAGUGAGGUGGCUGGGGGUGACCACGCGCCAGCUGUACAUGAUCAUGUCCCAGAGGUGUCACGGGGAUCUGGUCUUCACCAUGGAGAACUGUGCAGCUUUGGAAUGAAGACAAGCUGGAGCCUGAAAUGGCAAUGUCACUGUCUGAUGAGUGAGAGAGAGAGCGAAUGAGAGAGAGAGAAUGAGAGAGAAAGAGAGACAGAGAGAGAGAGAGAAUGAGAGAGAAAGAGAGAGAGAGAGAAGGAGAGAGAAAGAGAGAGAGAGAAUGAGAGAGAAAGAGAGAGCGAAUGGGGGUGGGAGAGAAAGAUAUUACUGUGUAAUUUGUAUAACUGAGCAUCAAAUAUCUAUGCAAAUCACAAUGCAGUGUUGUAUUACAUUAUCCCUUGAGCAUGACUCUCUAAAUAUAAUCUACACACUUUCAAUUAAUAGUUUGCUGUUGGUGAGGUCGUUUUAUUCCUCCUAUGGUUUCCAAUUAUUAAUAAACCAGCAUGUUCUCCAAUUGCAGACUUUCAAGGGAAA
This is a messenger RNA of Osmerus eperlanus (European smelt), 824 nucleotides long. RefSeq names its product CYTL1 domain-containing protein. The transcript is spliced from 4 exons. Gene Ontology annotation, biological process: positive regulation of transcription by RNA polymerase II. The coding region runs from base 31 to 414 and encodes 127 amino acids. NCBI's taxonomy places the organism in Eukaryota, Metazoa, Chordata, Actinopteri, Osmeriformes, Osmeridae. The record is from RefSeq and is a predicted model, not a curated record.